Molecule: messenger RNA, 2527 nt
Organism: Amblyraja radiata (thorny skate)
Lineage: Eukaryota; Metazoa; Chordata; Chondrichthyes; Rajiformes; Rajidae
Product: CMP-N-acetylneuraminate-beta-galactosamide-alpha-2,3-sialyltransferase 1-like
Exons: 7
Coding region: 850-1710 (286 amino acids)
Biological process (GO): sialylation
Cellular component (GO): membrane
Molecular function (GO): beta-galactoside (CMP) alpha-2,3-sialyltransferase activity
Source: RefSeq, a predicted model, not a curated record
UUGCCUUGUGUUUCGGGGCUGGUUACAAGCCUUUCUCUUUCUGAAGACAGUGACGGGAGGAAAUGUUAGGCGCUCGUUUCAAUGCCGACAAAAGGUCCCUCCUGUGUAACGUUUAAAGAAACUGGUCACACGCCCUUGCUGGAAGAUUCCCUUUGUUUUAAUCGUUUUUUCAAUCUCAAAAUGGAAACAAGGGGCAAUUGUUAACGAUCGAUACUUGGGGACAUCGCUGGGAGGAAGUUUACUCAGCCAGUUUGACUCAAGAAAUUGUGCAAUUAUAGUGGCAUAAUGGAAAAUUCGAAGAGAAGACUGACCACAUUACUGGUAUUCAAAUCAUCGGUGUGAAAGACGUCAUCCUAUCCACAAUGAAUGCAGCUCCCAAAUGCACAAAUACAAUAUGGUAUUAUUGAUGGCUCUGCCCAUUGAAAAAUAUUGAAAAGUGACUUGACACCACAGUAACUUUCCACUCCACUGGCUAGACGUGAAAGAAAACACCAACUGAAUGCUUUCUGAAAACUUUGAUUAUUCUAUUCUGAAGAUUUAUUUCAGAGAUGUAUUCCACAGUAAAACUGCUGUUAUUGCUCAGUAGCUACUAUUUUGUGCAAACUGGAGUUGUACACAGAGAUCUUUUUGUUAAGUAUAUAUUUUGCAGAAUUCAUCUCACACUGAUUCACUGACCAGGACCCACUUCUUGCUCUUCGUUUUUCUCUGUUGCCAAGCAGGCUUCACCAUGCUGGUUUCAAGCUUUUUUUGAGGCUGGGGAGGCUUCAAUAUUUGUUAUAUUUAGUGUUUCUUGUUGUGCUGAUUUCUGCCUUAUUUACCUACACAAAAAAUAUUUCACAACACCAUCUCAUGACAAUGAGACUGUGCAAAUGUAGCGAGUGUGUCUCUGAAUUAGGUCUAUCGGAAUGGUUUGACGAGCGUUACGUUUCGAACAUGAACCCCAUCCUGAUGAAAAGCAACUACACAAUUCCUGAGAAGUCUUACAACUGGUGGAAGAGGCUUCAAGGUAACAAAAAUGCACCCCAUCUCAACAUCGUAAUGGAACAAGUAUUUAAGUUGUUUCCCGGAGACAACCUGCUCUCAGGCCAUGGACCAAACCGGUGCAGGACAUGUGCCGUGGUAGGGAAUUCUGGAAAUCUGAUAGGAUCCAAUUAUGGACCAAUAAUUGACUCCCAUAAUUUUGUGAUGAGGAUGAACCAUGCAAAGACUGUUGGCUAUGAGAGGGAUGUGGGUAGUAAAACCACACAUCACUUCAUGUACCCAGAAAGUGCUCAAGAUCUGGCGCACAAUGUUUCUUUGGUUCUGAUACCAUUUAAAAUAUUGGAUCUACAGUGGCUAAUAAGUGCCUUUACAACAGGCAAUAUCACUCGUACUUAUACUCGAGUGUUAAGUAAGAUCAAGGCAAAUAAAGAUAAGGUGUUGGUUUUGAGCCCACAUUUUUUUAUGUAUGUUUAUGACAACUGGAAUGAACAUCAUGGGAGAUACUCAUCGACUGGAAUGCUGGUCACAGUUUUUGCCCUUCAUGUCUGCGAUGAGGUGGAUGUUUAUGGAUUUGGUGCCAACAAUUUGGGGCACUGGCAUCAUUACUGGGAGAAGAAUGCUGGUGCAGGAGCUUUCCGUGUGACAGGAGUUCAUGAUGGAGACUUCGAAGCCAAUGUUACCAAGACACUUGCCAAAGAUAACAAAAUUUAUUUUUUUAAAGGUGUUUAAGCCUGCAAGACUGUGACUGAUAUCCAGGCAAACACUACAUACUAUAAAAUAUCUAUUAUCAUUUAGGUGUUGGGAGUAGAACACUACUUUAAACUCAGGACAGCAAAUGUAAAAGAAAACUAUUCCCUUCUAGUAAUGUGCCUUAAGUCUAUCCUUAGAUGACCAUUCCUUACAACAACUGAAUAUUUUUCUCCAGUUUUUACACAUGUACUAUCAUCUGGAUCCAACUAAAUCCAGUUCUCAUUUGCUAGCGAAUAAGUACAAAAUUAUUGAUAGUAUCAUAUAGUGCACCUGUGUCGACCGGGAACACAUCUAACUCUAACCACACUCAUCUCAUUUCUCCUCCUCUUUGGUGAAGGAAGAUUGCCAACUCAGUGUGCAAGGUGAGGGGGAGCAAACUUGAUUACCUGUGGUAGAUUAAAAUAUUAUCAUAGAGUGAAGUGCCAUUCUUAAUUUUGAGUUAGGUAGAUAUGAGCAUGUGUGCAGCACCUUAUUAUCUCAAAGUGCUUUAAAGCAUACAGUGAAGUACUUUUGAAACAUAGUCACUUUUAAGAUGUCAGAAAUAGAGCAAACAUUUGCAUGUUCCAUAAAUAACUUUGCCCAAGGUGUGACCAGGAAGGAUUAUUCUCCUCCACAGUAAAAUACACUACCAUGGAAUAUUUUCCAUUCAGAUGAGACAUUCCAUUAGGACGUUGGUUUAACAUCUCAUUCAACAUUUCAACGUUGAUACUAAAAGUUUGGUGUAGUUUAGUUUAGUUGAGAGAUACAACAUGGAAACAGGCUCUUCAGCCCACUGAGUCCACGCCGACUGCCAAUC